This is a messenger RNA of Fusarium odoratissimum NRRL 54006, 2839 nucleotides long. RefSeq lists its product as uncharacterized. Gene Ontology annotation, biological process: calcium ion transmembrane transport; intracellular calcium ion homeostasis. Lineage: Eukaryota; Fungi; Ascomycota; Sordariomycetes; Hypocreales; Nectriaceae. The coding region runs from base 858 to 2546 and encodes 562 amino acids. Gene Ontology annotation, cellular component: fungal-type vacuole membrane. The transcript has 4 exons. The record is from RefSeq and is a predicted model, not a curated record. Gene Ontology annotation, molecular function: calcium:proton antiporter activity.
CUCAUGGCCUGGACAGUUCCAGCCACAUAAAAAGUGGGUUGAUAUCCACAGACGCCACUGGAUAACCAGCGUCAUCCCAGAUCUAGCUCCCGCCUUAAAGCCAAGGCCUUGGCUCUUGGUCCUCCUACAUCUCCUACUUACAACUUCGACGUUUACCCAAACUCACCACGCCCAAGACGACUAUCUUUUCUGAUAGUUCACGGCUUCGCAUCACACUCUCGAGAGUCAAACACCUGUUCGAUGAAGGAAGCUUCUCCUGAUCCACCCAAUAUAGAUGGCAGUCGCUCUGGUGCACAACCCGCAGCGCCCACUGCUCAGGGCUUGAAUGAGCACAGCAACCCUGAACACAAAGAAUUCAACGAAAAACAGAAUGGCAGCUCUGGCUCUGUCAACGGCGGUGACCGUCAAGGUCCCAGCCGAAACAACUCCUCUCUUCUCAAGGCUCUCUCUGCUGGCGAUGUCCCAUCUCACACAUCAUCUCAGGCUGCACGGCCGGGGUCUGUCAUAGAGACUCCCAACAAGGCCGAGGAGCCGUCACAAGAGAACCCCAAUCCAACCAGCAAAAUGAACAGAUUCUUCGCUGAAGUUAAGCGAAGUGUCAAAAUUUCUAUCUUCCACAGCUGGCUCAACAUCCUCCUCAUCUUCGUCCCUGUUGGUAUUGCAGUAUCCCAGGUAGAUGACAUCAAUGGAGGUAUUGUUUUUGGUCUCAAUGCAGUUGCCAUUAUUCCUCUUGCUGGUCUCUUAGCUUAUGCUACCGAGUCUGUUGCCCGAAAGAUGGGUGAUGCUCUCGGCGCGUUGCUGAAUGUCACUUUUGGUAAGUCUACCCACAACACAACACCACACAGAGUCUAAUCCGCAUGUUUAUUAUAGGCAACGCCGUGGAACUCAUUAUCUUCAUCUCAGCCUUAACGAAAGACGAAAUUCGCAUUGUCCAGGCAUCUCUAUUAGGUUCAAUCUUAUCGAAUUUAUUGCUUAUCUUAGGUAUGAGCAUGCUUCUUGGUGGUUUGCGCUUCAGAGAGCAAGUCUAUAACAGUACUGUCACUCAAAUGAGUGCUUGUUUGCUCAGUUUGAGUGUUAUCAGUCUUGUUCUGCCGACAGCCUUUCAUGCUUCCUUCCGAGAUAAUGAUCUCGCUGACCGGCAAUCCCUCAAAAUCAGCCGUGGAACGAGCAUCGUCCUUCUGCUUGUAUACGUCAUCUAUCUCAUGUUCCAGCUGAAAUCUCAUGCUUACAUGUAUGAGUCGACUCCUCAGCAUAUCAUUGAUGCUGAGUUGGCCCCUGGACCCGCUGCCGGCCUUCUGGAUUCUUCCAGCUCUGACGACAGCUCAUCCUCAAGUUCCGAUUCAUCUGACUCUGACUCAUCUCAUGGUACAAUGCGAAAGAAAAUGAAAAAGGUUCUGCGAAAUAGGCGGCAUAGGAGAUCUAGCACUGCUUCAGUUGAUACCGCUGAUACCAAAGGAACCCGCAGUGCCUCGUUCACAACGACAAACACCACCCCACAGGAUGAGGUCUCUGAGGCAACCGCUUCGCGUCAUCGUAUUCCUCGCUUCCCAUCUUACGAGGGUAGUGAGAGUGCCAUUGAAGAAGAGGAUGAAGAAGAGGCAAAGCGUUCACGUCGACGCCGUCGAUAUCGCCGACACAGGCACCGCAAGAGCAAAAAGCAAGCCCGUGAUGCCAAGAAGGCCGCAGGCGUUACUGAGGCACAGAAUGAGCUGCCCGAAAAUGCUCCGCAGAACAAUAGCGAAUGUGAACCUCGACGUGUGGACUUCGCCGUUCAGGAUGACCUUGAGGCUGGCCCCUCAAACACUGGCAAACGGCCAUUCCCCCUGCGAGGAUUGUCUGUCAAAAACAUCGCCCCUGUUUUCACUGAACAGUCGACGGUGGCAUCUACCCCUGUCCCUCACGUUCGCUAUGGAAUCAGACGUACAAAUUCUCUCCCGGACCGUCUCCAGUUUCGAGCUCCAGGCGCCAUGUUGCCCUCUUCUGUUCCUCCAAUCUUGACUGCCCCUGGUGCUCAAAUGAUCGCCAAGGAACAGGAGAACGAAGAAGACCACCUCACCCAGAGUGGUGCCAUCAUUCUUCUCCUCGUCUCCACAGCCUUGGUUGCAGUUUGCGCUGAACUUCUGGUUGGUUCUAUUCGAGAGGUCGUUGAGUCUUCUGGUGUCAACGAGGUCGGAAUUGGUCUCAUCAUUCUCCCUAUUGUUGGCAACGCCGCUGAACAUGUCACGGCCAUCAAGGUCGCAUACAAAAACCACAUGGAUCUCGCGAUCGGUGUCGCUGUAGGCAGCUCCAUCCAAAUUGCUCUACUCCUUACUCCCGUCAUGGUUAUUCUCGCAUGGAUCAUGGACAAAGAUAUGUCUCUUUACUUUACACUAUUUGAGACUGUCUGUCUGUUCGUUUCGGCGUUUAUUGUCAACUUCCUCGUCCUGGACGGAAGAAGCAAUUACCUUGAAGGUGCUCUGCUCUGUGCGGUGUACAUCAUCAUUGCUGUUGUAGCCUUCUUCUAUCCCAAUGAACAGGAAGCCAGCGAGUGGGGUGGAGGUAGUUAGUCUGCGUCAUAGAAACUCGGUCGGUGAGGGCUGAGGAUGGGGCUUUCUCACAUCAAAUAUCGGAGUAGUAACAACAUCAUGGGCUGAGAUGCCCAGUAGUUAACAACUUACAAAGGGAAAAGAAUAACUCAAAUUGACAAGAUAACCCAACUUGUUUUUUUUUUUUUUUUAUUUUUAAAGAAGCAACAGUAAUACCUAUAGUGGCCUAACCCAAUACAAUUCAUUGACUUAUCAUGCCCUGCGUAUUGGCGUAUCGUAAUUCAGCUUUCUGCCUCGUGAUACCAGAAGGGGCU